Messenger RNA from Chondrus crispus (carragheen), 2685 nucleotides. RefSeq lists its product as hypothetical. The record is from RefSeq and is a predicted model, not a curated record. The transcript is spliced from 2 exons. The annotation marks the transcript as partial. NCBI's taxonomy places the organism in Eukaryota, Rhodophyta, Florideophyceae, Gigartinales, Gigartinaceae.
GACUUGAAUUACCGGACGCCGCCAACGCCAACGAUUGAGGAUACCGCACACCACGUGUCCUCCCCUCCAACUGUCAACCUGACGCAUAUUUUCCCAGCCACCGUACAGGAAUUGAUGCAGACAGUCACAUGGAGGCCUGAUGACAACAGCCCGAAACAAGGCUACUGUUCCAGUGGAUGUACUCAGUGGUACAGAAGGGAUAUUUUGGCUGCACGGCCCAAGAGGCGUACACCAACCUGCCUCCUGACUCUUUUCUCUAGAGAGGUUAUACACGGCACGUUCGCACCACAGAUGUACAGGUACUUGCGCGAUCUCAUACACGACAGACAGGGCGGCAAUGAAAAUCGCAUAGGGUUGCAGAUAAAUCGUGGCCCAACGAGUACUAUGGCGACCCGCAGUCUACCAAGGAUGCGGCCGACCUCGCCCGUGAGGCUGUGGAGCAAGAGAUACCGACGUUGUCGUCACGUCGUAUCGAGUAUACAAGAAGUUCUUCGCGAUCAAGCGACGAUGGUAGGGGAGGAGAGGAGCAAUAUUUUGCUGUAUAUCCGCAGCCGACACAGGGUACCGCAUCCCCCCCCCCCCCCCACCCCCCUCGCUUCCCCCAUCGCGCCCCACACCACCAUGGCCUUCCUCCCCCCCUCCCCCCUGCCCGCGCGGGCCUUCGCCUCCGCCGCCCGCGUACGCACGUCCCCGUUCGUGCCCCCUCUCCCGUCAGCCCCGCCGCCCUCGCCCGCGCGCCACGCGCGCUGCGCCCUCCCGCACGAGUUCUCAUCCAUGACGUCCACCUCCGCGCCGGACCUGACGCUCCUGCCGGCCGUGGUGAAGCGCGUCACGCCGGUGUGCCCGUCGCAGGACCACGUGCAGGUCACGUUCUCGGUCGGCCCGGCCUUCACGCACGCGGCGCCGGGGCAGUUUGUCCAGCUGUCCCGUCGGCUGUCUGUGCUGCCGUGGCACCGCCAGCCGCGCGCGGCCUUCGCCACUAUCGCGUCGCCGCCGGGCGCCACCGGCGAGUUCGACGUCCUCAUCAACCGCCGUAAUGACCCACUGCGCCUCGCCGCCAUGCGCGUCGGCGAGGAGCUCCGCGUCAGCACCGUGCUCGGCAAGGGGCUCGACUGGGAGAUCGUCACGGAGACUAAGGGCGACCUAUACGUGUUUGCGGACGCGCCGCAGGGGUUUGCCGCCGCGAAGAGCCUCAUCGAAUGGGGCCGCUUCCGCGCCCUGUCAGGAGAAGGCGCGAAUCGCACCAACCGCGUCACCGUGUUCUACUCUAUCCCGAGCGGGCACAGUUUGCCGUACGCGGAUCGCCUGUCGGCGUGGUCUGUUUACGGGGUGAACGUUGUGCCGCUGGCGGGGACUUCCGUGCUGGAGUACCUAUCCGCGCCGUGCGCGCUGGGCAAGCCGGAGAAAAGCCUGACAGAGGCGUUUGCGAUGGCAUGCGUAGCGUCGGACGACACCUUCGAGAGCCUCUUCUCGAUGCUGAUGCUGUACGGGUUCCGGCGCAAGGCGGUACAGAAGCUGACGCAAGAGGUGGUGGCACGCGAGGGGCGACUGUUUGACGAGGGCGAGGACUUCGAGGUCGGGGGGCAGGACCGGCCAUCCGGCAUGCCCGAUUCGGUGUUCCAGCAGAUGAAGCGCGACCGAGUCGAGAGCGAGGUGUGGCAGAGCUGGGUCGGCGUGCGCGAGGGCAUGCGCGUGGAGUUUGAGCGCAAGUGGGCCGCGCAGGCGCGCGUCAACCGCGACAACCGCCGCAGCGAGGAGGAGAAGCGCGACGCGUGGGCGUCGUGGUGCACGCGCAACAGCGAGCAGUGGACAGAGGUGUCGUGGGACAAGGACUUGUGGGGCGCGUACUGGAGCUCGUGGAGCGACACCAACGAGAAGUGGCAAGCCAAGGGCGCGUGGGACUCGGCGGCGGGGGACAAGUGGGGGCAGAACGGGUAUGCAUGGGACCAGCAGAACUCCAAGGAGUAUUGGGACGGGGUGUCCCAGGGCAACGGGCCCAGGCGGAGCGCCUCUUCCGCGCACGACACUGGGAGAGGAUACCAGCAGUGGAAGGGCAGCUCGUACGCGUGGGGGACGAACAAGAACCGAUGGAGCGGGUACCAGCAGGGUGGGUACCGGUACCAGCACGACGAGCGUGCAGACGGCAAAUCAGCAGGCGCCGGCGCGGACUCCGGGGGUGGCAGCAGCGGCAGCGGCAGCGGGUGGAGCGGGUGGAACCGGCAGCAGAGUAGCUGGCGCGGCUCGUCGACCGGGAGCAAGCGGGCAUGGAAUACGGGGCGACCGUCGAGCUUUGGCCAGGCGGACUUUUACGCGGUGCUGGGGAUCGAGUCCGGGGCUAGCCGGGCAGAUAUCAAGCGGGCGUACAGACGCAAGGCGAUGGAGCACCACCCCGACCGCAACCCGGGCAAGUCGGAGCAGGCGCACGUGAUGAUGAAGGAAAUCGUGGUCGCGUGGAGCGUGCUCAAGGACGAGGACAAGAGGAGAAGAUAUGACGCCGGUGGCCCGGGUAUUGUAAUUGUAAGGACAAUCGUGGCCACGAUGCACGUUGGAACAGGUGUUUACUCCUUGUCUGCGCUAUACACGUGUGCGCCGUGUAUUCGACAACUCACAAACUUCACACAAAGUCCCAACACCCUGCAUUGCACGAAUAUUCUUUACAACUCUCGGUUCUCAUCCGACAUGUAG